This is a messenger RNA of Sclerotinia borealis F-4128, 2157 nucleotides long. NCBI's taxonomy places the organism in Eukaryota, Fungi, Ascomycota, Leotiomycetes, Helotiales, Sclerotiniaceae. The record is from the annotation of a GenBank genome assembly.
AUGGCUCCAGUAACAACUACGAAGACUAUGGUGACGGGUAUGAAGAGAAAGUCGGCACCUGCGAAAGAAGUUCAUGUGAAGGAAAACAAAAAAGCGAAAAUCGAUUCGGGGAAGAUGGGAAAGGAAUCGAAAACUAAGGCUAAGCCUGUGAAGAAGGUCGAAUCUGAGAGUGAGAAUGAAGAAGAUUUUGAUUCCGAAGAUGGAGGCGCAGAUUUGGAAUCUGCAUCUGCAGAUGGUUCGGAUAAUGAUACGGACAUGAAGGAAAUUGAGGGCCUACAUCCAGACAGAGUUAAGGCCGUUGCCGCGAACAAUCAAUCAGCGAGAGAGGCACAUGCGAAACAAAAGCAAUUGGCGAAUGACAGAAAGGCCGCAAAACCUUUAGCAGAUCAAUUGGCACGUACGAAGAAAAUUUGGGAACGUUUACGCCGAAAGUCGCAUGUUCCAAAGGAAGAGAGAAAGCAAUUGGUCGAGGAACUUUUCGAACUCAUCACUGGCAAUAUCAAGGACUUUGUCCUCAAACACGACAGUGUAAGAGUCGUCCAGACAGCUGUCAAAUAUUCGAAUCCAGAGCAGAAACGAUUGAUCGCAAAGGAGCUUGCAGGAACAUACCGUCAAUUGGCCGAGAGCAGAUAUGCCAAGUUCUUGAUCGGAAAGUUGUUGAUACAGGGAGAUGAUGAAAUUAGAGAUCUCAUUGUUCCGGAGUUCUAUGGUCACGUUCGUCGAUUGAUUAAGCACCCCGAAGCUGGAUGGAUUCUCGAUGAUAUCUACCGUGGAGUAGCUACCAAGCAACAGAAGGCCAUCAUCCUCCGAGAAUGGUAUGGUGCCGAAUUCGCCGUCAUGGAGAGAGACACUUCCACGUUCUUAACCGGCGAACUCUCGGAAAUUUUGGCUGCCGAACCUGGAAAACGAGCAUCGAUCAUGCGAUACCUACAAGAAAUGAUCAAUCAUCUCCUGCAGAAGAAGACGAACGGUUUCACUCUCCUUCACGAUGCUAUGUUGCAAUAUUUCCUCAAUGCCAAACAAGGUACGGAGGAGAUCACUGACUUUAUCGAGUUAUUGAAGGGCGAUGAGGAAGCUGAUUUGAUGAAGAAUCUGGCAUUCACUAAGUCUGGAGCCAGAGUUGUUUGCCUUGCUCUGGUAUACGGAGGUGCCAAGGACCGAAAACAUAUCCUGAAGAUGUACAAAGAUACGUUACAAUUGAUGGCAGGAGAUCCAAACGGACACAUUGUCAUCCUCACCGCAUACGAAGUCAUUGACGAUACAGUCUUGACUGCGAAGUCUAUUUUCCCAGAAUUGCUCAGCAAAGAUGAAGAGAAGCAAGUCGAGAAUAUUAUGUUUUCCGCCAACGACCUCAACGCACGCACUACUCUUCUCUACCUUUUCCAAGGUCGCUCAAAAUCCUUAUUCCCAUCAAGCCAUAACUCAGAUCUCGAACUUCUGUCCGAAAUCGACACAAUCCGAACCACCACGUCUAAAAAGGAUCCUGAAAUACGUCGUCAAGAAUUAAUCAAGGCUCUCUCUCCAUAUCUUCUAAAGGCUAUCGCCUCCGCAUCUAGAGAACUCAUCGCCACAUCUUUCGGUUGUCAAUUCAUAACUGAAGUUCUCUUCGGCGCUGAAGGAGACAAAACAGCAGCUCUCGAAUCACUCGCCGAAGCGGUUUCGGGAGACCCAACUUACAUUCAACCUCCUGUCGAAGAAGGCGCAGUUAGCGAACAACCACCUUCCCAUAUCGCAAGCGCACCUUUCGGUGGAAAAAUGAUCAAAACUCUCAUUGCAGGUGGACGUUUUGACGCAGCCACUAAAUCCAUCGUAUCAGUUGUACCAGCCUUAAAUUUUGGGGAUAUUUUAUACCCGCAUAUCAAGGAGUAUAUCACUGAAUGGGCAACCGGCUCAAGUUCUUUCGUGGUUCUUGCAUUGUUGGAAUCGGAAUCUUUCGGAAACAAAGAUGAGGUCAAGGACAUUUUGACAGAGGAUAAGAAGAAGUUGGAGAAGGCGGCAAAGGAGGAGACCGUGGAACAGAAGGCCAAGAGGGAGGAGUUUGAGGCAAAGGAGAAAGAUAAGAAGGCGAGUGGAAAGGGUGCUGCAAAGAAAGGAAAGGGGGCAAAGGAGAAGGAGGUGGGUAAUAAGGGAUCGAGCAUGAUUUUGGCUAUGAUUUGA